AUGGAGCGAGUGUUGAGUGUUGAGUGUUGGCUGCAUCCACGAUUCACCCACCCACGCGCCGCACUGCCAUCGCUACACCCGUUCUACGCCUCUCCUCCUGCGCGACUCACACCUGCAUGCUCCGACCAAGCCCAUGAGUACUUGACCUUGGAGCUACAAUCACAUGCCAUCCCUGGCAGCAGCAGCAGCAGCAGCAGCAGCAGCGCAGACAACAACGACAACACCAUGACGGGCGAUUCGCAGACGCUCGACCAGAUAGUCAAGGGCGCGCCGGCACCGCAUACGUCAGUGCAUGCAGUUGCAGCGACGGCGUCUCCAGCGUACUUGGCCACGCUCGUCGACACGUCGCGCCAUGCCAACGACGGCACAGCAGCAGUCAAGCACCCGCGAAACGCGUCCAUCACCGACCCCACGUCGCUCCUUCCAAGCGCGCCGCCGCAAAUCUACCUCAACCUCCUCAUCCUCGAAGCGUCCCUGCGCUCCCAGUACCUCACGCUGCGCGCCCGGCGACGGCAGAACACGUUCGUGCUGACGCUGCUCUUCUUCUACCUCGUCAUCUUCUUCGACCUCAUCUUCCUGCGGCCGCGCGAAGAUGGCAAGGGCCGUGGGGGCAGCCAGUACUGGAUGGUGGACAUGCUGCAGAAAGUGUGCUUCAUCACCGGCGUCGUGACGGCCCUGCUGUUUUGGGCCACAGGCCAGUGGGAGCGCGGGGUGCGGUGGCCGCGGCGCUGGGUCGGCGUCGCCAACCGGGGGCUGAGGGGCAUCAAUGCCAAAAUCGUCGUCAUCCGUGGGCCGUGGUACCGCGAGCUGUUCGAAUGGCUCCUGUUCUUGCGCCCCUUCUCCGGCGGCCUGUGGGGCGGCGAGCAGGGCGGCAGCUCAUACCACUUCAUCAACGUCUCGCAGGAGAAGUCGCAUGGCCUCGAUGGCGGCGGUGGCCGUCCGCGUCACAGCAUAGUCCAGGACGGCAAGGAGUAUGCCGAAGAAGAUAUUGCCCCUGGCGGUGAUUACAUCAAACUGCUCCUCCUGCCUAAGCCCUUUACCCCCGACUUCCGACAGAACUGGGAAACAUAUCGCGCCGAGUACUGGGACAAGGAGAACGAACGACGUGCCGAACUCCGCACCAGUGUCCGCGCCAGGCAGCGCACCAUGGCAAGGCAAGAGGGCGGCUGGCUGUGGUGGAGCGGCUGGAGGGGAUGGAAGCGUGCACGCGGCUUCACCAGCCGCUCGGGCGACAUCGAGAAGAGCGGGCAUCACCAUGGACACAGUCACAGCACAACGGGGGAGAGACGCAAGCCAUUCAAGAAGCUCGUCGCGCAGCAUCACACCAACUCCAGACCUAGACGACCGCCUGCGCCCAGCCGAAGCCCGCGAACGACGCUGGAGCAAUAG
This is a messenger RNA of Parastagonospora nodorum SN15, 1389 nucleotides long. RefSeq lists its product as hypothetical. Gene Ontology annotation, molecular function: phosphoprotein phosphatase activity; protein phosphatase regulator activity. The record is from RefSeq and is a predicted model, not a curated record. The transcript is spliced from 3 exons. Gene Ontology annotation, cellular component: Nem1-Spo7 phosphatase complex. Bases 1 to 1389 code for a protein of 462 amino acids. Gene Ontology annotation, biological process: nuclear envelope organization. Lineage: Eukaryota; Fungi; Ascomycota; Dothideomycetes; Pleosporales; Phaeosphaeriaceae.